AUGUUGUAUGUCAGAGACAUUUUACUCCGGCUCAGGGUAUACGAGACUUUGCCCGUCAAAUUCGGCGAUCCCCUCCCCCAAGGCCCCGUCAUCUCACUCCUCGACGCCUUCUCUCCCACGGGAUUCUUCACUGCCAUGUCCCAGCACAAGAUUGACGGGCUCAACCGUCUCCUUGAUAUGCUCAAGAAGACGGAUAACUCGGUUGUCUGGUUUACGAGGCCCUGCCAGGUGUGCCCGACGGACCCCGGUUAUGCGCUCGUCCUCGGCAUAGCGCGCACAGCACGCCAGGAACUCGGGGUGCGGUUCGCAGUCCUGGAGCUCGACAAGACGGGAGACUCAACGGCGAUGAAUGCCGUGUGUCAAGUCAUGGCGCAGCAGUUGAGCUGCCCCGCUGAUGUGGACAACCCCGUGGACAGGGACAUGGAGUUCGUCUACCGCGCCGACACGGGCUCGAUCCUCAUACCGCGGAGCACCUGGAUAUCGGUGCCACAGGCCCUUUCCCACUACUCCCGGCCCAAGCAGUAUUCCGCUGGUAUGUGCCGGUCAUACAAGGCCCUCCAGAUGUCACGCCCUGGGCAUCUCCGGACCCUGUCCUACGCUCUCAAGACGCAUCCGUUGGGCAUUGAUCACACCGCCGUGGAGAUCCUUAUCCACGCCGCCGGCCUCAACUUCAAGGACGUCCUCACGGCCCUCAACGUGUCUAACGUACUAGACUCCUUCAGGCCCGUGUCGCUCGGCUGCGAAGCUGCGGGACUCGUGACGGCCGUCGGCGACGCUGUAUCGCGCGUGCGGGUCGGCGACCGCGUCAUGCUCUUCGCGCCCAAGGCCGGCUGUUACUCGACCUCGGUCCGCGUCCCCGAAGCUCUCUGCGCGCGUAUCCCGGACGAUCUGUCAUUUCCAGACGCCGCAGGGAUGCCCUGCAUCUUUGCCACCGUGCUGCGCGCGCUUGUCGACAAGGCGGGGCUCGGUCCUCCGAAGACGGUUUUAGUCCACAGCGCAGCGGGCGGUACAGGGUUGGCUGCCUUACAGGUCGCGCGGUGGCUUGGCGCAGAGGUGUAUGCCACCGUCGGGACCGAAGCCAAGGGGAGGUUUCUACGGGACAGGGAGGGCAUCGACCCGGGCCGCGUCUUCAGCUCAAGGGACGAGUCCUUCGCCGACAACCUGAUGGAGGCCACGGGCGGGCGGGGCGUCGAUAUAGUGCUCAAAUCGCUGUCGGGCGAGCUCCUACACGCCUCCUGGCGAUGCGUGGCGCCCGGCGGGACGUUUGUCGAGCUCGGCAAGCGGGACGUCGGCGCGCGCUGCAGGCUUCCCAUGGAGGCCCUAGACGGGAACCGGUCCUUUGUUGGCAUCGACAUGGCGCAGCUGGCCGUGGUUGACGGCGAAGAGUUCGGCCUCCUGUUGGAUCGCAUCGUCCGCCUUUACCAGGAGGGGGUGCUGACGCCUGUUGCGCGCUCGCGCUCGUUCCCAUGCACAGAGAUAGGCGAAGCACUUCAAUGCCUUGCCAAGGGAACGCAUAUCGGCAAGAUGGUUGUCGACUUCGUCGGCACGCACAUCGACCCCAACUCCCUAAUUCCAGUCCCGAACAAGCAGCCGGAGCCACCGGCGUUCGGUCCCGAGUGCAUCUACGUCAUCGCGGGCGGUAUCAGCGGCCUCGAUACCUCCAUCAUUCGGUGGCUAGCCGGCCAUGGCGCGCGGAACCUCGCCAUUCUCUCCUGGUCAGCCGGCUCAACCGCCCACGACGCCUCCGUUGUCGCCGAGCUACGUGGCAUGGGUUGCAAAGUCCACGUACGGACCUGCGACGUCGCGGACGAGGAUGCUGUGCGGGGAGCGUUAUCAGGCCUUUCGCGUCUCUACAGGACCAGGGGCGUCAUUCAUCUUGCCAUGGUCCUCGCCGACGUGGAGCUGUUGCGGAUGACUGCGGACGACUGGAAGGCAGCGGUGGCGCCCAAGGUGACGGGCACAUGGAACCUGCACCGCCCCUUGGCCGAAGGCGAUAGCGACGAAGACUUCUUUGUCUUGAUGAGCGGCAUGUUUGGCGUGACUGGGCGCGCGGGCCAGGCCAACUACGCGGCAGCAAACACCUUUCUCGACAGCUUCGCGCAGUACCGCCGCGGGCAGGGGAUGCCAUGUUCCGUCCCCGACAUCGGUCCCGUGGAAGACGUUGGCACCCUGGCCCGUAAGCGUGAGCUCUUUAACGCUGUGAGCCGCGCUGGAGUUUGGUUCCUCACCGAGCAAGAAGUACUGGACGGCCUCCACCUGGCAAUCGUUACGUCUUGUAGAGACGCUGGCGAGAGUCCGUCGAGUGUUGACGAUACUUCAUUCUGCUGUCCAGCCCAGGUGGGCAUAGGUUUCCUCUGCACGAUGCCGCUUGACGAUCCUCAGAACUCGGUAGUGUGGAAGCGUGACCCGCGCAUGGCCUCAUAUAGCCAUGGCGAACACGACGCCAACAGCGACUUGGCGCAGGACGGGAGCGCGUCGGCCCUUCUCAGCCAGUUCGUAUGCGACGCCAAGGACAAACCAUCUAAGCUGGAUAGUCCUGAAAGCGCGAUCUUUCUUGGUCGCGAAGUUGCUAGGCACGUGCUUGCUUUGUUAAUGCUAAUAGACAAAGACAAGGACAAGGACGAUAGCAAGAUUGAUGCUACGCUCUCUGUGUCGUUGUCUUCCUUUGCUAUAGACUCACUUAUGACUAUAGAGAUACGCAACUGGUGGCGGGCCGCCUUUAGGGUUGACGUUAACAUUUCGCAGUUAACAGGUGCUCUAAGCUUCAAGGACUUGGGGCGAUUUGCAGCCUGUCAAUUAAAGGAGAGAUUCCAUAACGUUAGUAAAGACUAA
This is a messenger RNA of Colletotrichum graminicola M1.001, 2832 nucleotides long. RefSeq names its product KR domain-containing protein. NCBI's taxonomy places the organism in Eukaryota, Fungi, Ascomycota, Sordariomycetes, Glomerellales, Glomerellaceae. The transcript has a single exon. The record is from RefSeq and is a predicted model, not a curated record. The coding region runs from base 1 to 2832 and encodes 943 amino acids. Gene Ontology annotation, molecular function: oxidoreductase activity; fatty acid synthase activity; phosphopantetheine binding. Gene Ontology annotation, biological process: fatty acid biosynthetic process; secondary metabolite biosynthetic process.